Messenger RNA from Echinococcus granulosus, 381 nucleotides. RefSeq lists its product as hypothetical. The record is from RefSeq and is a predicted model, not a curated record. The transcript is spliced from 3 exons. The coding region runs from base 1 to 381 and encodes 126 amino acids. NCBI's taxonomy places the organism in Eukaryota, Metazoa, Platyhelminthes, Cestoda, Cyclophyllidea, Taeniidae.
AUGGGUGCAGGAGUAAAUCAAAAAAUUCAAGCCUGUUAUUUCUGUGCAAAUAAUUUGUUGGUAUCAAUUUUGCUUUUCCUUAGAGUCUUCAUUUUUGUCGAUAUCAUCCUAUUUUUACCCUGCGUUUCAGUCUCUGCAGUUUGUGCCUCUCACCUGUACUUUCUUAAUGUAAGAGGUUACAACAUAAUUCAAGCUAAAUUUGUUCCACAAAAAAAAUCUAGACUUGUAAAUAUUCUUGUGAGAUAUAACAACAAAAUUUGGCUUAACUUAUUUAAAAUUUGUGUUUGGAUAAUUAAUUUGUCGACUCAGAUGGACACUCGAAUAUGUGUAUUUAGAGAUGUCUGCGUUAUGAAAGAAUGUGGAAUCACAAGUCUAGCUUAA